AGUUGUAACCCUAAAUGUGACAGGACUAUGGCAUCGAAGUUUGAAUCCUCCAUUCAGAGGGGGUGUGAUUUCAUCCACGAUUUUGUCUGUUCCCCAUGCGAAGAAGAUGGAUUGAACACGGAAGCUCAAUAUUUCUGUAAUCAGUGUACGAAAUAUUACUGCGUAAACUGUGUCCCAGUUCACAACAAGCUAUUCAAGAGACACUCGGUGCUCGACCGGACGGACAAGACGAAAUGGGCAGCAGCACCAGGGAUGGUUGACGUUCUUGAGAGAUGCGAGAGGCACCCCGGGGAGGCGCUCAAGCUGGUCUGUGGUGACCAUGACCAGCUGUGUUGUCACGUGUGCGUUGCCAUGGAUCAUAGACAAUGUUCAGCAAUACAGCACAUUCCAGACGUUGCAAAGGGCAUCCGCAAAGAUCCCGAGUUUCGUCAACUACCUCAACGGGUAGCUGUUCUUAGGGUGCAGAUAGAAGAUAUGAAAAACGACAGAAAGAAAAAUAGUUCCUCACUGAGGAAGACUCGAACAGCCAUUCUUGAUGAAAUCAAAGCAAUCCGUAGAAAAAUCAACGAUAUUCUUGACCAGAUGGAGAAAACAACCGUUCAAGAAUUAGACGGUCUGGUGGCUGCACAGGAACUGUCCAUUAAGAAAGAUAUGGAAUCCUGCACACAGAUGGACGACGAAUUAAAGAACAUCAUAGAUGACAUACAAAGCAAAGACUCAUCAGGCGAACCUCCCCUAUACAUUGGGUUUAGAAAAUGUGAAGAAAUAAUCAAACAAGCGAAAGAAAUUCUGCAAAACAUGUCAAAUGUUGUCAAAUACAAUAUAACUUUUCGUAAACAUAAUGGAAUAGAAGAUUAUUUGUCCUCGAUGAAGAGUUUUGGGGACUUUAAUCAAUCGAAUGUUUUUGGUGUACAACCAAUUGCUUCCCUAAACCCUAGAGAUCAUGUAUUCGCUACCGAAGGUUACAAGGAAUACAACGUAAGGAUGAGUUCAGACAAAAGUUCAUGUAAUAUUCAAGGGAUGUGUGAGCUGCCUGGUGGAGAGAUUGUUAUUUUAGACCGCAACAACAAAGUGAAACUCCUGGACCAGGAGUACAGGGUUGUCGACCACUGUGAUGUCCCCAAGUAUCAACAUGACGUGUGCCACAUGGGCGGGAAUGAGGUUGCCGUUUGUGUUGACAACUAUGACAAUAGACAUGAACUUCAUUUCAUGAACAUAAUAAAAGGGAAACUUGUGACUACGAGAAAGUUAAGUUUCACCCAUAGAUGUUACAGCGCAGCUCAUCAUGGAAACAACCUUUACAUUUCAUCAGGCACCGCGCUAUACGUCUAUACGACAACGGGACAACUUGUAAAGAAGCUGUACGAGGACAAGUCUGGUGGUAACACGGUGAGAAAUAUUGCCAUCAGUAACGAUGGUAAGACUAUCUACAUCACAAACUUCUCAAACAAUCAAAUUAUCACCCUGGACAACCUCGGCAACAAGCUGGCCACAUUCACUGAUCCUGACUUGAGGGGACCUUACGGAGUACACUCGACAACUGCUGGACACGUGUUCGUCUGCUGCCUUCACUCCGACACAGUGCUGCAGGUUGACAAGGACGGGAUGACGAAGUUGGCCACACUGGCAAGGAUACAAGACGGAGUGUACUCCCCUCAAGAUUUGUACUUCAGCAGUCGUACUUCCUCUCUGGUUGUCGGCGGAAGGAAAGACACGCUCCUCGUCAUCAGUGUUCGAUAAAAUAUGAUAAUAGAUUCACUUAUAAGUGACAAAAAAGACAAUCAACUGUUAUUUUCUUUAACCUUUUUUCUUGUAAGUAUUUACACGGAUGAAAUCAUACAAGAAUCCUAUUUGCUUAAACAUACAUAUACGUUUAUAUGUUACGUAUUACGCUUGCUUUUUGCUUCAAAGUUAUAAAGUUAAUUGUGCGCAUGUUAUUGAACUAUAUCACUGUUGAUUUUAGAAUGUUAUUCACAUAUGUUAUAUAUCUGGUAUAAGUGUGUAUGUAU
Molecule: messenger RNA, 2009 nt
Organism: Mya arenaria
Lineage: Eukaryota; Metazoa; Mollusca; Bivalvia; Myida; Myidae
Exons: 2
Coding region: 28-1740 (570 amino acids)
Molecular function (GO): protein binding; zinc ion binding
Source: RefSeq, a predicted model, not a curated record